CUGCUGAGGCCCUGCGAGGAAGGAACGCCUCCGCCUACGUCAUGCCGGCUACGCCCCCGCGUUGGCCACGCCCCCUCACGUUCGCUCCUCCACGCGACCGGAAGGAAGAGAACAUCAUGUCAGAGAUGUCCCUAGCAGAAGAAGAAUACCCAACAGAGAUUCAAGAUUAUCUUUUGGCCUUUGAGAAGUCUGUCAGUUCUGUAGAUGAUAUGCUAAAGACAAUGAUGUCUGUGUCCAGAAGUGAACUUCUCCAGAAGCUGGAUCCUCUUGAACAAGCAAAAUUAGAUUUAGUUUCUGCUUACACAUUGAAUUCAAUGUUUUGGGUCUACCUGGCCACACAGGGAAUUAAUCCAAAGGAGCAUCCAGUGAAACAGGAAUUGGAAAGAAUAAGAACAUACAUGAACAGAGUCAAAGAGAUAGCAGACAAGAAAAAAGCUGCCAAACUGGAUAAGGGUGCAGCUUCAAGAUUUCUACGAAAUGCAUUGUACGAGCCCAAACCUCAGAGCAAGGUUGCAAAGAAAACACCUGUUCCAGCCAAAAAGAAGAAAACACAUUAGGAUUUUACAGUUUUUGGUAAUUGCUAUAGAAAGAAGGGACUCUUUUAAUGAUGUUUUAAUACCUUUUAUAGUCAAAAUAUAUUUUGAUGGAAUGAGCUUAUCUUUUUUGUUCUUUGACUAUGGCUUCAUGUGUCUAAAUAUGUUAAGCAUUAUGUUGACUUUCCUUUCUAGUAGGCUUAAAGUUAUAUUUAUUUUUAAAAGAGCAAUAACACCAAGCAGGAGUUAUCUCAAUACCCUAUCCACAUUUGUGUUUUUGGCUUUUUAUUAAGUAGAAGAUAUUUAAUGUGCUGCCCCAACCUUUUCUUUGCAUUGCAUUGCAUUUUCUAUCAUUUUUGAUCUGUUAAACUAGGCAUGUGCAAACCUCAGCCCUUCAGGUGUUUUGGACUUCCAGCUCCCAGAAAUCCCAGCCAGUUUACCGGCUGUUCGGAAUUGUGGGAGUUGAAGUCCAAAAUACCUGGACAGCCACAGUUUGCCCAUGCCUGCGUUAAACAUUACAAGGUAUCCUCACCUGUGCAAACUGAAGAGCCAAGUACGGCAACACAGGUAAGUCUGCAGAUUGCCCUGCCAGUAUUCAGACACAUGAGCUUCUUGGCACCCAGCAUUUAUUAUAUAUCCACUUGAAUAAAUUAACUCUAGUAAAAAUGUUUUAUUGUGUCACAGGCUUUGCUGGCUCUGUCACUGAAUUGAGUGCUUUUCUAAUCACUAUUUCUGCAGUCCCCCCCCCCCCCCAAAUUCCUGGCUUAAACCCUUGAAAUCUUAUAAAGAUCCAGAAUGCCUAGGACAUGUCCUUACAAUUUCUAAAACAUUAUCACCUAUUGCUAAUUUUUAAAAUCUCUGUUGAUGUCUAAUGGUGUUCCAAACUGAAUUGUAAUACUAUAUUAAACAGACUUAUGUAGGUAAAUUGGCAUAAAUAGAUGUAAUUUUAUUACAGUGGCAUCGAGUUAAUGCUAACCUCCUAACCAAUCUUUUUGGAAAACAUGUGGAAAUGAGAAGCUGCUUACUGGGCAGUCCUGUGACGUUCUCUUCUUCUGAGCUUCCCAUAGCUGAUGUUCAGUUUCUAGCCUAUUUAUAAGCCUGGGACCUGGUAUAAUGUAUUUGUUGGAGCCAGUUUAUUUAUGUGAAUACUUAAUAGAUAAAGCUCUUCAAAACAUCCUCAAGCUAACCUAGUUUCUUCUGAGCAAAAAUAAUCAGUCAAAAUAGCAAGGUAUGUCCCCAUAAGCCUCUCGGUCAGUGGUUCUCAACCUUCCUAAUGCCACGACCCCUAAAUACAGUUCCUCAUGUUGUGGUGACCCCCAACCAUAAAAAUAUUUUUGUUGCUACUUCAAAACUGUAAUUUUGCUCUGUUAUGAAUCGUAAUGUAAAUAUCUGAUGCAGGAUGUAUUUUCAUUCACUGGACCAAAUUUGGCACAAAUACCCAAUACGCUCAAAUUUGAAUACUGUUGAGGUUUGGGAGGGGGGGGAGGAAUUGAUUUUUUCAUUUGGGAAUUGUAGUUGCUGGGAUUUAUAGUUCACCUACAAUCAGAGAACAUUCUGAACUCCACCAACUAUGGAAUUGAACCACACUUAGCACAGAAAAUACUGGAAGGGUUUGGUGGGCAUUGAUCUUGAGUUUUGGAGUUGUAUUUCACCUAUAUCCAGAGAGCACUGUGGACUCAACAGUAAUGGAUCUGGACCAAACCUGGCAUGAAUACUCAAUAUGCCCAAAUUGAACACUGGUGGAGUUUAGGGAAAAUAGACCUUGACAUUUGGGAGUUGUAAUUGCUGUUUUUUUUAUAGUUAACCUACAAUCAAAGAGCCCCUUGAACCCCACCAAUGAUAGAAUUGGGCCAAACUUCCCACACAGAACCUUUAUGACCAACAGAAAAUACUGGAGGGAUUUGGAUUCCUAAGGCCAUCAGAAAUAUGUGUUUUCUGAUGGUCUUUGGCAACCCCUCUGAAACACCCCUCGCAACUUCCCCAGGGGUCCUGAUCCCCAGGUUGUGAAACUUCUCUAUGUGAUAUGCCCCCUCUAUGCCUACAUUAACCACUAAUCUCCCCUCAGAACCACCCACCUUAGAAGAAAGGGGAGGUCUAAUGGAGGGAAGAAAAUUCAAUGGGGGUGAUCCCUAGACCCCCGGGGGCUGCCCACUGUUUGACCAAAUGUCAAACUCCAACAGUAUGCACUAUUAGCCUGUGUCCUUGGCUAGUCUUUAUGCAGAGUCUUUUAAUGGUUGCCAAAUCUUUAUUCCUGUUAACUUUGAAAGUUGUGUUCAUGAAAAUAAAUUCUUUUUUAUUGUCAAGUUAAAA
This is a messenger RNA of Anolis carolinensis (green anole), 2843 nucleotides long. It is a transcript of the gene c1d, whose product is annotated as C1D nuclear receptor corepressor. The record is from RefSeq and is a predicted model, not a curated record. Lineage: Eukaryota; Metazoa; Chordata; Lepidosauria; Squamata; Anolidae. Gene Ontology annotation, cellular component: nucleolus; exosome (RNase complex). The coding region runs from base 42 to 557 and encodes 171 amino acids. Gene Ontology annotation, molecular function: DNA binding; RNA binding. Gene Ontology annotation, biological process: maturation of 5.8S rRNA; regulation of gene expression. The transcript is spliced from 5 exons.